Messenger RNA from Serpula lacrymans var. lacrymans S7.9, 2068 nucleotides. RefSeq lists its product as uncharacterized. Gene Ontology annotation, biological process: transmembrane transport. Gene Ontology annotation, molecular function: transmembrane transporter activity. The record is from RefSeq and is a predicted model, not a curated record. NCBI's taxonomy places the organism in Eukaryota, Fungi, Basidiomycota, Agaricomycetes, Boletales, Serpulaceae. Bases 164 to 1651 code for a protein of 495 amino acids. The transcript is spliced from 10 exons.
GAGAUGUUUCGUGCGCUGAUUUGGCAGAAAUGGGCUCAAUACACGGUUCGAGAGCCUUCCUGAACAUAGGUUGCUUGCCGUUCCAGCCUGCCGUCCGCCGCGGCUUAAAUACCAGCAUUCCUAAAUUUUAUCUCUUUCCUUGCCACUGUCAUCGUCUUCAACCAUGACUCCUGCCAACAGCGACACGACUAAUUAUGAUGAGACAUGCCCUCUCCUACCCGAACAAAAUGUUGAAUCCCAAAAGGCAGCUAGACCAGCCGUCACUCCCGUUCCAAAAGCUCAGCUCGCUGCUCUCUGCACAGUCAGGCUGGUUGAUCCUAUUGCUUUUACCCAGCUCUUUCCAUAUGUAAACGAGUUUAUGAAUGACUUACACCUCACCAAUGAUCCUUCUAGAAUCGGAUUUUACAGCGGGCUGGUGGAGAGUACUUUCGCUCUAUCACAAUUAUGUUCCAUAUAUCAGUGGGCUCGCGUUUCAGAUAUAAUUGGUCGUCGUCCUGUUGUGCUCUUGGGGACUUUGGGUGUAGCGGCGACUACGAUCAUGUUUGGUCUUUCGAAGACCCUCGCGAGUGUGUUGAUCGCUAGAUUUUUAGGCGGUUUAUUCUCCGGAAAUAUUGCCGUUGUACAUUCGGUUCUGUGCGAAAUCACCGAUUCUUCAAACCAGGCCGUUGCGUUCCCUAUUUACGGUCUCAUGUGGCCUCUUGGUUCUAUCAUCGGUCCUUUACUCGGUGGGACCUUCUCUCAUGGCGCGACAAAGUAUCCUCAAUAUUUCGACUACCAAAUAUUCAGGGAGAAUCCUUAUUUCCUUCCCUGUUUGAUAGCCAGUAUUAUCGCCGCCAUAGGUAUCGUUUUGGGUUACUCUUUUCUGGAGGAGACCCUUCCUAGCAAACGUCAGAAGAAUGAGAAAAAAGGUCCUAAUAACAUAAGUGGCUCUGAUAAUGAUGUGGUGUUGAACGAAGAGCAGCCCAUGAGCGUAGGGGCUCUCAUGUCCAAACCAAUAAUAUCUGCUUUGGCGAGUUCCGGAUGCGCGCUGAGUUUUAUUGCCACUUCCUUUGACGUCGUUUUUGUUCUAUUCUGCUAUUCUCCUAUUCUAUCCGGGGGUCUAGCUUUCUCGGCAUCCCAAAUCGGCUACUCUCUCGCUACGGCUGGUGCCAUUGCAUCAUUUAUCCAGCUGUUUAUCAUGUCGUAUCUCUUGCGCACAUUUGAUUGCGCCAAAAUGUACAAUUUCUGUAUGGGGAUAUGGCCGUAUACCUUUGCAAUCCUACCACUGCUCAACAUCAUAGCUCGCAGUGGUUUGGAUAAGACAACAGGCCUGCUAUCCACUCCGACGGUUGCUCUGCUUUGGUCUGGCAUUGCAUGCGUACUCGCAAUGUCAAAAAUAGGUGCUUUGGCAUACUCUUUGAGUAUGAUCCUUGUGAAAGAGAAUGCACCGAAUGCAGCAUCCUUAGGACAAACCAACGGUAUCGUUCAAUUUGCGAUGUGUUUUGCUCGCUCUUUCGCUCCAUUUUUAGUCAGUUCGCUUUUUGCCCUUUCAAUAGAUAACAACCUGCUCGGUGGCUACCUUUGGGUGGUGAUCAUGAUCGUCGUUGCUUUCUUAGGCAGUUCCAUAUCGUACAGGAUUUCUAAACACAGCAAAUCUACCCUCGCAUCUUAAAAAAUUUGCUGCUUGAGAGGCGCACAUCCAUUACCCGGUCCACCCAUGAAUCAUCAUACCCGAUGUUAUGACCAUGUCACGACAGGCAAAAGUUUUUUGCCAGGUUUUUUUUCUGAUCUCUUCUUUUGUUUUGUUUUCCCUUGGGCUUUUUUUCUGCAUUAACUUAUCAUCCGUCUUCGGAUUUUCUAUCGGUCUGUCAUACACGUAACAAAAGGAAAAAUGAGGAAUUAAAAUGUAUAUGAAUGUUCUUUAAAUAUAUUGAUACUCUGAAUGAAAAUUUCAUUUUAAACGAAAACUAUAUAUACAGGUCCAAAGCAUCUCAAAGCUUGGUUGUUUCGUGCUUUGGUUCACCCAAUGCAUAUAAAGCCUCGAGUUCAGCCUUGUACUUGGCGAAGGCAUCUUUACGUCGUAACUUAA